Moneuplotes crassus is the source of this 1857-nucleotide messenger RNA. The record is from the annotation of a GenBank genome assembly. NCBI's taxonomy places the organism in Eukaryota, Ciliophora, Spirotrichea, Euplotida, Euplotidae.
AUGAAUCGAAGAGAUAACGCUCAUCAUUCAUCUCAAUUAUCCAGAGAUAGGAAUUUAGACAUUGGGAUGAAGAUAUCGUGGAGAAACCUCCACUACACUGUCAAAGCCAAGUACAGCAAAGCCCAGAUCAAAGACCUCAACACCAACGAUAAAUACUACGAUAAAGAAAUCUUGAAGCCCCAGAGCGGCUACAUUAAGUCAGGUGAAACCUGUUUCAUCAUGGGUUCUUCCGGAGCCGGCAAGACCACUCUGCUCAAUGCGCUCUGCGACCGAAUCACCCAAAACGCCAAGUGCAAGCUGGAAGGAGACAUCUUGCUGAACGACUCGUACCCGGUGAAGCAGAAGGACUUCGGAAAGUAUGGAGCCUACGUGAUGCAGGACGAUGUGUUAUUCCCAACACUUACUUGAGAAGAAGUCAUUACAUUCUCAGCAAGGCUCAAGCUUAAUAUCUCAGGUAAUGAUCUGAAAAGCAGAGUUGAUAAGAUCAUUGACAGCCUCGGGCUUAUCAAAUGUAAGGAUACUAAAAUUGGAAGCCAAGAACUGAAAGGUCUUAGUGGUGGUGAAAGAAAGAGAACUGCUAUUGGAGUUGAAAUGAUCACUGAUCCUCAAGUUCUUUUCCUUGAUGAACCAACUUCUGGAUUAGAUAGCUUCACAGCCAAUAAAAUUGUCAGACUCCUGGUUGAUCAGUCUCGUCAAGGCAGAACUGUCAUUGCAACCAUACAUCAGCCAAGCUCCAGCACUUUUGCUCUGUUCGAUAGACUCAUUCUGCUGAUGGAUGGCCACUUGAUCUACCAAGGCAAAGCUGAUCAGGCAGCCAGCUAUUUCCAAGGACUGGGCUUCAAGAUUCCGACGUAUGCAAACCCAUCAGAUUUCUUCUUGAAGGAGUUCUACGUGCCAUUCAGGAAGACAGCAAAGGACUCAGAAAAGUUGGACAGAUUGGUCCAAGGAUACGAAAUUAACAUGAAGAAAGCUGUGGAAGUUGAGAACAAAGAGACUAAUAACUACGAAGAGAUAACUUCCGAGAAACUUAAAGACGACAAUCAUCAUGCUAAUUUCUUUAUCGAGUUUAAAGAACUCCUCAAAAGAACUAUCAAGAAUAUAGUAAGAAAUCCCUUGAUGAUAAAGAUCAGGAUGAUGCAGACCCUGGUCACUGCUAUUCUAUGCUGCCUCAUCUUCUGGGAUUUGGAGGAAGACCGACAAGGAGUGUAUGGAAAAGCAGGUCUUGCCUUCUUUGUAAGCAUCAACCAAACCAUGACUGGAAUGAUGGGAGUGCUAUUAGUGUUUAUACUCGAAAGACCAGUGUUCCUAAGAGAGCAUGCUAAUAAGACAUACGGGCUAACUUCUUAUUUCAUUACAAAGUCCUUGGUGGAAGCUCCAUUUCAGUUGUUGUUUCCAAUUAUAACUUCACUGAUUGUAUAUUUCCCGGUUGGAAUGACAGCAGAUUUUGAUAAAUUCUUGAUAUUUACACUUGUGCUAGUAGUUCUCGUGUUCAGUGCAACCUCGGUGGGUUUCUUCCUUGGAUGCCUGUUCGACAACUCUUCAGUGGCCACGCCUGCCUCCAUGAUGGUCCUGCUUCCUUAUAUUAUUUUUGGAGGAUAUUUUGUCAAUUUGAAGGAUGUCUAUGUAUGGCUGAGCUGGCUACAGUACAUUUCACCAUUGAGAUACUCGACAGAAGCGUUGUUGAGGAACGAGUUUGAGGAUAACUCAGAUUAUUCAGAGGAUUUUCAGAGGAUUUAUGAGGGAUUUGAUUAUAAUAUAGGGCUAUGGACGUGCAUUGGUAUUCUCACAAUUUUGUCUUUUGUUUUCAGAGCAGGUGCUUACGUUGCACUCAGAUUAACCGUUUCCAAAGUUCAAUAA